AUGAAUUCUAGUAUCUUACACGAGCACAUUCUCUACGAGAAAAUCUGCGAUACUCCAGUUUACGAAGCAUAUCAAAAGUUUUGCAAAGUUUUUGAAUGUGAAACAAUGGACUAUCGAGAAUAUGAUUACUUAUAUUAUCAUUUGAAUAAUGAUAACGUACAAUCUGGAAUCAAGUUCGACCAGAAAACCCGCCAACUGUCUGAUGUUCCCAUAGAUCUUGUGAAGAAAAUCAUUGGAAAUCUGGAUUAUGAAAAAAUGACGAUUCUGCGAAAUACUUCAACUGGUAUCCGAGACCUUGUGGACAAUUUUGAUUUGAAGACGGGUUCCAUUGCCCUGGAUAUUUUUGACACCGGUACCAUUGCACAGAGCGAAGUAUUCUAUAUUGAUUACUCGGAUGAAAAUGGUAUCGUCUACCAAUUCCCAACAUCUGCGAAAAAUAGAAAGUCAAGGAAAGAGGAAGCGAGCCAUUUGGAGGUUGCUAUGAGAGAGGUCGAAUUAUUGUUCAACAAUCCCAAUAAUCAGGUGGAUUACAUUCAAUUAAAACUUGUACGUGAUGAAGAGAUCAGAAAUUCAAAUUGGAAUUUGCUCGAAACCUCUUUCAAGAAGAUGAAGAACAGUAGAAUUUGCACAGUCUCGUUUGCUGGAUUUUUGAACAAGGAAAUUGCUACGAUGAUGCAAUCAUUCACACCUGGAAUACUGAGCGAUCUAUACGCCAAUAUCGUCGAUUCGCAACUUUCGUAUAUUAUGAAAACGGAUCAUUGGAAACAAUUGAAGAUUGUUAAAGUAAAAGCACCAUAUCAUCUUUCUGUGCCGAUCGAUAAUAUCAUUCAUUUGACACAUUUCGAUAUACCGGUAGAGAAACUUACAACCACUGGUGCUAUGAAAAUACACGAUGCUAUUGUGAACUCUUCAACCUUGAGAAUGGGCAUGAUCCGAGCAGCCAUUCCAAACCCGAGUGAAAUCGCCGGUAUCUUUGGCCAAACUAGUGUACAUUCUGGAGCUUCAGACGUUGGUAGUAAUCUUGCCAUUGAUUUCGACGUUGGAAUUGAUAUGGAUUUUUUGGCGGAAGAUAAUGAAGAAGAUGAAGAUAACUCCGAUGAAUCAAACGACAAUGCUAUUUACAAAGCUAGUUUGCAUACUAACGAGGACGAAUUCAUCGUAGUCGUCUGUCAAAAAUACUUGAAGAUCAAAAAGCUGCGAAAUAAGAUGCCAAUAAGCUUUUAUUGA
Molecule: messenger RNA, 1227 nt
Organism: Caenorhabditis elegans
Lineage: Eukaryota; Metazoa; Nematoda; Chromadorea; Rhabditida; Rhabditidae
Gene: fbxa-214
Product: DUF38 domain-containing protein
Exons: 5
Coding region: 1-1227 (408 amino acids)
Source: RefSeq, marked reviewed